GCCCUCUAUUCCAGCUGUAGCGCUAUGCGGCGUUUUCACUUUUUGUAGUGCAAACGGGAUGCUUGAAAGCCUUGAUUUCGUCGGCCUCUUUCGUAAUUCUAACUGAGAAAAUAUGGCGGGAGAAGUAAUAGUUGAUGCCUUGCCCUAUGUCGACCAGGGAUACGAUGAACCAGGAGUCAGAGAAGCGGCUUAUGCCCUUGUAGAGGAGGAGACCAGGAGAUAUCGUCCCACCAAGAACUACCUAGAGCAUCUGCCAGCCAUUGACAGCACUCCAUUUGUUACUGAAGUUUUGAAGAAUGAAUUCGAAAGGAUGGCCAUGAGGCAGCCCAUGGAUAUGUUAAGCAUGAAAAGAUAUGAGUUGCCUCCCCCUCCCAUCGGACGCCAGAAUGACAUCACAGCCUGGGCAGAGUGUGUCGAGAACUCCAUGGCGCAGUUGGAACACCAAGCCGAAAGAGUGAUCAACCUUGAACUUCUACAAAACUAUGGCAGCCAUGCCUGGAGGGCGCACAAUGACAUUCUGGUGAAGAUGGUAGAAGGUGCCCAGCAUCAGCUACAAGACAUCAAGAAACAAAUCCAGGAGGUCAAUUGGAAAAGAAAAAACAAACAGACUGCUUCAGGACCAGAACUCGGAAGAUUGCAAGAAAGCUGGGCUGGUUUGGUGUCCAAGAACUACGAGAUAGAGAGGGCAUGUCUUGAGCUGGAAUACGAUACCAACAACCUCAAACACCAGGUGGAUUCCUUGAAACCCAGUACUGACACACAAUAUGGACAAGCUAAUCGCCAAAACGAUGAUGUUGAUAUGGAGGAGAGUGAUGAGGAUGACGACGACGACGAUGAUGAUGAGUAUGCUGCUUCAAGAUGAUACUGUGGAAGGGAUUCUUACAAUAUUUUGAAAUUUUCAGUGUCAUUGGACUUUUUGGAGAAUGACAAAAGUGGUGCAGUGUAAAUUUAGCUUUUUAGCUAUUUAUUCCCUUCUUUGGAAACAGAUGUUCUGAAUAUUUAGGAGAUAUAUAAAAAGUUUAAUUUAACUUGUAAAGAUGAAAUUUAAUUCUGGCUGUAAAUUGGAGUAAUGGAGUACACUGUCUCAAAGUGAUCGAUAAAUGCUGUGUGUAAAGGCCACCGCACACCUUACGACUGUUUGCGAUCCGAUUUUGGAACAAAUCGCAUUUUGCUCAUUUUCUGAAAAAGUGAAUGGAGCAAAUAAUUUUAUUUGAGGUUAAAAUUAAUACUAAUAUAACCAUUUUGAAAGAUUACAAGCCUUUAUUUUAGAGUAAAGGCCAAAUUAGUUUCAAAUCGUAGGCAAUCGUACGACUGCUUACGUCUAGAUAUUAAAUUCACUUUUAUUCUAAGAAGGAUGAUAGCACAGUCACAGAUUUGAACACAGGUAUUCGUACAAUGAUUUAGGACAUUACACAGUAAGAUAUUCCAAGUCUCAGUAUUAGCAUCAAAUUCUACUACAUUUUAUUCUAAAUUCGGGUCGCAGACCAAUCGUAUGGUGUGCGGUCGCCUUAAUGUAUCUAAGAAUUGGGGCUUACUAUAAGGCAAUGGUAUCACCAAAAUGGUAGACAUAUUGACUCUAAUCUUGUGAAGAUCACAUGCACUGCACUCAGAUAAGCAUGUAUGGGACUACACCAAUAUUGUUGGCCACACACUUCAAUUGUCAUUUUAAUGACCAAUCCUUUACACUUGAUCAUUUUCACAUCAUAUGUCUUAAAUAUCAUGAAAAUAAUUGGAUUGCUCACAAGGAUUAUUUCCAUCUUUCCAAUAAUUUUCGUUUAUCUUUAAGCCUAUUUAGAUGGGCUUUUUUCAACCAAAAUUUUUGAUGGGGGAUCAGUGGGACCCAACCCCACCACCCCUGCUUCGAUCUCGGCUGGAAGAGGUCCGAUUAACAUAAAUUUUGCAAGAGACAUGUUGAAAAUAAAUGCCAUUUGUGGUAACGAUCUCAAAAUGAGUUCGAACAGAAUCCAAUAAAGUAACCACCCCGGUAUUUGUUUGUAUUAAUACAAAUUUAUGCCAAAUGACUCUGGAAGGAAAUAUUUGAUUACUGAGAAAUAAACAAAAUAAGCACAGAAUUCCAUAUAAUGUGUCCUUUUCCCAGAAAUAUUAAUCCACUGUCCCACGUAUGCUUUUUGUCUCGCCCACCAGAGGUGAAGGCGAGACUUAGGGAUCCAAAUGUCGUCCGUCACAAACCUUAUGACACAAAACUCCACAACCGUAAGUCGCUUUUCAACCAAACUUGGAUGAUAGAUGGACAUGGGGGACCUGCAUUUUAUGCUGCAGUCAGAGGUCACAUGUUAAGGUCAAAGGUCAUUUUCAGGUCAACAUUAAAGUUUAUGUGCAAGGCUCUUAUGACAAGUGUUAUUCCAUCCCAGUCAUUUCACAAUGAAGUUUCGAUACAAUUAUGUUGCGUGCCCUCGCAAAUUACGAUAUUUCUGGUUGUUUUCAUAAGUGGGCGAGACACAAAAUCGCUUUUGCCUUGUAUUUAAUAGUGAUCAUACGUUAAUGUACUGAAAAAUAGAUCUGUGAUGACCUUGAUUUUAAUGACUUUCUCAUGAAAUAAUUGUCUGCUGCAACUAUUUUUUGCAGCAGCAGCAUCAUUUUUAGGUACUACACUGUUGUAUAUUAUAUGCAUGUACUCUCAUUUCAAUAUCAUCUUAUUGUUGAAUAAGGUGUAUUCAUGGCACAUAUACAUUGUAUUGCAAAUGCAAUUUAAAAAUAACCUGGGCUUAUAAAGAGCUAAAUAGCCUUAAAUCUUAAAGAACCAGACUGGACCCCAAUCAUAUAUUAACAAUUGAAAGCUCAUAUAAUACUAAGCUAAGCAAUGCAAGCUUUAUGCAUCUCUACUGCUUACCAGCUGAGUAUUCUACUUCAGAAAAGCUCUAAGCUCUCUACCAGGCUUCGAAAAUAGGCUUUCUUGUGCUCUACACUGGCCUCGAAACCGUGACGUCAUGCAGUGCUAGAAGCGUUGUGAUUCCAUAGGUUUGUACGCAGAAUAAGCGGUUGAUUUUUCACUUUUCAAAUUAUGCAUUCUACUUUCCUUACUUCUAUCACAUAGAGAUAUCUUUAGCUGCAAACUUGGACUGAUCAAAUCUACAGUUUUAGAUUAUAUUUUACCAUAUUUAUUUCCCGCUUAUUUUGCGCAGCUUUCCAAUUCUAUCUGCAUUCAGAUUAGAUUACACAUAACAAUUUUUCCUGACGUAGCAGUUGUGUCCAAUAAGAGUCAAUCAAAGAAAUCAAAAAGAACUUUGUGAAGACUGAAGAGUUGUAUGUUUCCAUUCAUUUGAGCACAGAAUAAUUGUUAGUGCCAUUUUCCUCUGCAAAUUGAAAUAAAAAUAUAUAAGCUGGAAAGAAAAUCUUUUCUUCGUACAAACCUAUGGAAUCACAACCCUCCUGACACAAUGUGACUUCACAUAAAUCAAUGUGUUCUGUUUAUUAUUUGAUUGCAUAUUGAGAUAUUUUGAAAGGAAAUAGAUGUCAAUCAUGCUAGUUCAUUUUUGUUGAGAACUAGCUUCAUUUGGAUUAGUUGUAAUGAAUCCAGUCCUGCUGUAAAAGAUUCAUUUUUAUGUUGUAAAUAAAUUUCCUAUGAAACUGAA
Molecule: messenger RNA, 3593 nt
Organism: Lytechinus pictus (painted urchin)
Lineage: Eukaryota; Metazoa; Echinodermata; Echinoidea; Temnopleuroida; Toxopneustidae
Product: pre-mRNA-splicing factor SPF27-like
Exons: 6
Coding region: 113-862 (249 amino acids)
Biological process (GO): mRNA processing
Cellular component (GO): Prp19 complex; precatalytic spliceosome; catalytic step 2 spliceosome
Source: RefSeq, a predicted model, not a curated record